UUCUUAUCGCUUUAUUACACAUCAGUAAAUCACACGACUAGUGAUAUAACGACUCGCGGAUACCUACAAGUCUAAUCUGAAAGAAUGAUGGAAAUUUCCGGCAGUUUUCAAUUGAUGUAUGCAACAGCUGCAGUUGUUACUAUUAUCACAGUUAAAGCUGAUCAAAAAGUAUGGCUAGACGGUCCUGCUGUUGGAAAUUGCGGAUAUACAGUACUUACCUGUCACUUUUGCGACAUUCCAUUAACUAACUGGACAUGGAGUAGAAAGUAUAGCGAUUCUUGGUAUACUUUUAUGGUAAAUGGAACGCAGAUAGGUCCAAAUCCUUCCAUCGUUCGAGAAGAAAUGAAUGGGUCCUUUUCGUUGAUAAUAGAAGGUGCUGAUAGCAAGGCAGUUGGAUGGUACAAAUGCGGAGUUGGACAGUAUGCAUCUGAUGAAAAAUUGUUGGAUAUGGAAUGCAAACCCGAGAGUGCUGCAGUCAAUCUGACACACGAAAAAUAGUUAGAAAUUGUACUUUACAACGUUCAUCCGGUCCCAAAAACUUUAUUUCAUUUUGAAGGU
Mercenaria mercenaria is the source of this 558-nucleotide messenger RNA. RefSeq lists its product as uncharacterized. The record is from RefSeq and is a predicted model, not a curated record. NCBI's taxonomy places the organism in Eukaryota, Metazoa, Mollusca, Bivalvia, Venerida, Veneridae. Bases 85 to 498 code for a protein of 137 amino acids. The transcript is spliced from 3 exons.